This is a messenger RNA of Schistocerca nitens (vagrant locust), 1682 nucleotides long. RefSeq names its product cholinesterase 2-like. The record is from RefSeq and is a predicted model, not a curated record. The transcript has 10 exons. NCBI's taxonomy places the organism in Eukaryota, Metazoa, Arthropoda, Insecta, Orthoptera, Acrididae. The coding region runs from base 1 to 1608 and encodes 535 amino acids.
AUGCGUCCAACCUCGCUGCUAGUGCUGGCCGUCGUCGUGUCUGCGAGUGCCGUUUCGGCCUCAGUGAUCCGGACCCAGACCCGGCAGUUAGAGUAUGCGGUCGCUACAACUGAGAAUGGAGUCGUGCGAGGUGAGGUACUGACCUCACUCAACGGGACGCCCUACAAGCGGUUCCUCGGCAUCCCAUACGCCACACCGCCGACUGGUGACCUCCGCUUCAAGGCUCCGCUGCCGGCAACCAACUGGACUGGAGUCAGGGACGCCCUCAUCUUCGGCCCCAGCUGCUCACAGUCUGGCCUGGGCUCUGAGGACUGCCUCCACAUCAACGUGUUCGUACCCCAGACGGACGACGUCUCUCCACUGCCUAUAAUGUUCUAUAUCUACGGCGGAGGCUUCACUGCUGGCACGUCCAACGGAAAGGCACCAGAUUACUUCGUGGAGAACGGUGUCCUCCUAGUCACUUUCAACUACCGCGUGGGUCCUCAGGGGUUCCUGAGCCUGCAGAACGACGACAUCCCGGGGAACGCGGGCCUCAAGGACCAGCUGCUGGCGCUGCAGUGGGUACAAAGGAACAUUGCGGCCUUUGGUGGUGACCCCACCAAGGUCACCACCUUCGGGGAGAGCGCUGGUGGUGCCUCAUCGUCAUUCCUGUUCCUCUCGCCAAAAGCCGAAGGCCUGUUCCGGGCAGCGGUGAUGGAGAGCGGUGUCGCCUCCACCCCCUGGGCGCUGCAGCCCAGCCCGCGCGACGUCGCCUACCGGCUGGGCGCCGCCCUGGGCUUCCAGCAGCAGGGGGACAACGCCACACUGGACGACGAACGCCUCGCCGCCUUCCUGAGGGCGGCCGACCCGGAUGACCUGUCGACGGCCCAGAUCGAUGGGGCACCAGGUAUGAUAGCCUUCGCUCCAGUGGUAGAGGCACCGUCCGACUCUGCGGUGAUCACCGAACUGCCUGAGGUCAGCCUGAGUGAGGGCCGUUACAACAGGGUGCCCUUCAUGGCCGGCGUCACAUCGGGGGAAGCCAGUUUUUUCGCCUUACUGGCGGGAUUUAUGAACGAGUCAGAAGCUUCUGAGACCUUCGUGCAGUCGGUGGCCGACCAAAUUCCUCUUCCCACAGAGGAGGAAAGAAUUGAGGCUGCCAAACGGGUCGAAGAGUUUUACUUCGGAUCCGAAGGGUUCAGUGUGAACAAGACACAAGCAAUCAGUGACGUAUACUCGGACAUCUUGUUUAUACAGCCUGCAUAUGCGUUUGCUAGAUCAGCGGUGAACACAAGCAGCUUGCCCGUCUAUUUCUACUACUUUGACUAUGAUGGAUGGGGCUCAUCAGAAUAUGGUAUGAACCACGCAAUGGAAGUAGCGUAUUUGUUUCCUGGUAUAUUUGGACCGGAUAAAGAUCCAGCUUCCAAUGAUGGGAAAGUGAUCCAACAGUUGACAACAUUGUGGACAAACUUUGGCAAAUACGGAGAGCCAACGCCGGAUGGAAGCACUAUGACAUGGGACAGGUUCACAGCGGACACGGACAGCUACAUGGACAUGAAACUCGAAUUUGUGUCGCGUCAGCACUUCCUCGAGGAGCGAAUGGCGUUUUGGAGAUAUCUACUGCACAUGUAGCACGUUGCAUUCAGUCAACUGUUGGCCUCCUACAGUGAAACAGCAAACGUUCUAAAACAUUGUAUAUAGUCACA